Molecule: messenger RNA, 907 nt
Organism: Carassius gibelio (silver crucian carp)
Lineage: Eukaryota; Metazoa; Chordata; Actinopteri; Cypriniformes; Cyprinidae
Product: secreted phosphoprotein 24
Exons: 4
Coding region: 272-766 (164 amino acids)
Biological process (GO): bone remodeling
Cellular component (GO): extracellular region
Source: RefSeq, a predicted model, not a curated record
UUUAUCACAAGCCCUGUUGACAUUUCAAGAGCCACAUGUAUGCAGCCAUUGUGAAAUCAUCCAGCAUUUUCAGACUCUAAACCACAAUGUCUUCAGGUCUUUUAUGAAAGCUCAAUUAAAACUGCAAAGCAUUUACUUUGUGGUCAAAGCCAAGGCAGGGCUUGAAACAUUGCAUCGCUGGAAAAUUGUUUCCUUAGCACUGCAGUGGAGACAAAUACAUUCACAUAGUGAGAACAGCAAAAGUGAGUUACAAAAGAAAUAAGGAAAAAAGAUGACACCAGCCUACAUUCUGCUGUUCUUCUUUCAGUGCUGCUGUGUCUCAGGGCAGCUUGGAUAUGACUUCAGUCAUCUGGCUAACCUGGCACUGAAGGUUUCUGUCGAUGAAGUCAACAGGCAGUCCAGCAAUUUCAACCUGCACAAGCCAACAAGCAGUGUGGUCCGACAGAUCACACGGGGACGUGAUAAUACAUAUGAUAUCCUGCUUGAUUUCGGAAUAAAGGAGACGGUCUGUCUGAAAAAUACUAGGAGACCAUUCUGGAGCAGUUGCCAUUUCAAACAGGGCCAGCUUGUGUCAAAGAAAUUGUGCUCCAGUCUUGUGCGUGUUGGCAGCAUUUCUGCAGCUCCUCUGGGCAUCAGUUGUCUGGCUGAUACAGCUGCUUUUGGCUCCAGCUCAGAGUCCAGCAGUGAAGAGGUCAUUAUUCAGCGGAGAGUAUGGCUUCCUCUGAGCUCUGUCUUCAGGAGUCAUUCUGUGUCAAGGAGAGUUUAACUCUUCCAGAUUACUACUGAUUUAAUAAAGUCUGAUUAAAACAGACAGACAGACCUCCAAGUGAUGUUUCAAUUAAAACAGUAACUUUACAUAAAAUUGUUUUGCUUUAAAAAGAUACAUUUUCAACCAAGAAAAUAAUCA